Molecule: messenger RNA, 653 nt
Organism: Abrus precatorius (Indian licorice)
Lineage: Eukaryota; Viridiplantae; Streptophyta; Magnoliopsida; Fabales; Fabaceae
Product: E3 ubiquitin ligase BIG BROTHER-related-like
Exons: 1
Coding region: 42-653 (203 amino acids)
Source: RefSeq, a predicted model, not a curated record
UUGUUGUGUAAUCAACAUCCUUUUGUUCUUUUGUGUAAUCAAUGGAAGGUGAAGAAGGCAAAAAAUCUCCCCAAAAGACCCCAUCACACAGUCAACUUGAGCAAGUUGACUCUGAUUUUGUUCUAGCAUUUGGCUUGCAAGAGCAAGAUGGGACAUUCACAACUUUUGCAACAUUUGAAAGUGAUAGUGAGAGUGAAUCCUCUUUUGGCAAUGAUGAUGAUGAUGGCGGUGAUGAUGCUGAUUUUUUCCUGAGCCAAGAGUUUGAAACCGACCUUCGGUUUCUUGAGAGUGAAGGAAGCAAUGAUGAUGAUUAUGAUGAUGAUGAAGGAAUGGAAGGAGAUGUUAUUGAUGUGGAUGAGUUGACUUAUGAAGAGUUGAUUGAGUUGGGUGAUUUUAUAGGAAAAGAGAAGAGAGGGUUAUCACCUAAUGAAAUUUCUUCAUGCUUGCAAUCUUGCACUUUCAAUGCUGCUGAAAACAAAAGUGGAAUUGAUCUUUGUGUGAUUUGUCAGGUUGAAUAUGAAGAAGGUCAGGCCUUGGUGGCAAUUCAAUGUGAACACCCUUAUCAUACAGAUUGCAUAAGCAAGUGGCUUCAAAUUAAGAAGGUUUGCCCAAUAUGUAGCAGUGAAAUUUCAGUUCCCAAAAGGGUUAAUUAA